AUAUAUAAAUAAAAAUAUAUAUAUAACCGCGCGGAGCCGCGAGGAACGGACGGACCGGGCGCGCGAGAGGGAAUAUACACAGGCGGGGAGUUCGCAGGGAGCGCGCGGGGUUUCUUCUUCUUUAAAACAAACUAAAUAUAAGACUUUAUUUCUCCUCCUUCACACCAGCUUUAUUCCGCGCGCUUCACCGGACAGACUGCGGAGACGGGAGGAGCGCGAGCUGACCGGCAGGUGCGGACACCGGAACCCAUCGGAUUUUAUAUAUUUUUGGAUUUAUUUUUUUUUCGCAAAAUAAAAACAAUAAUCUGAAGACGCGCGCGCACUUUGGCACCACCGUGGACCAGCCAGCCACGAGCUCAAAUAGAGAGAGAGAGAGAGAGAAAGAAAAGAGAGAAAGAAAAGAGAGAGAGAAAAGAGAGAGGAGAGACCUCAGAUAACCUUCACUCCACUCUUUAUUAUUAUUAAUCCACCGCAGAGGAAAUAAUUUCUAAAAAUCACACUCAUCAUGUCAGCACAACUCCGCUUCAUUCCACGCGUGUUUUUAAACGACCGCUAUUAAUUUGAUAUCAGUGUUUAUUGGAGUUCUCUUUCUUCCUGUGGUCAGAAAUAAUCCGGUUCUGAUUUAUUUAUCAUCACUUUUCUCUCUCAGGAUGAAGGAAGGCGGUGCUGCGGGGGAGAGUCGGUGAUGAAACCGGUUCAAUUUUACUACAGAGCUACAGAUUAAAGGUUACUAUAAAACUACAGAUUAAAAUUUACUAAAGGACUACAGAUUAAAAUUUACUACAAAACAACAGAUUAACAUUUUCUACAGAAGUACAGAUUAAAUAUUACAGAGCUACAGAUUAAAAUUUACAGAACUACAGACUAAAUUUUACUACAGACCUAAAGAUUAAGUACAGAUUAACUACAGGCAAAAUUUUAUAGAACUACAGAUUCAAGUUUACUACAGAACUACAGAUUCAGUGUUACAGAACUACAGACUAAGUUUUACAAAACUACAGAUUAAAUUUGACAGAACUCCCGAUUAAACUGUACAGAGCUACAGUUCAAAUUUAGCGACUCUAAACAGCAGUGGAUAAAAUACAGAUCAUACAUAUAUACAUUUACAGAAAUAUGUAGAAAGUUUAAAGUUUAAAACAGGAAAGGCGGUAUGCUUGUAUUCUUCUUUUAUUCUCUGUUUUAUAAUCUGCUCUGUAGAAUAAAGAUGGGCAGUUUCAUUGUUUUCUCGCUGCUCUGAUAUUCAGAAUAUUCACAAACAAAAACAGCAAAGCCGCAACAACAAGGCUAAUUUUGCUAUAAUUACCGACAUAAAGUCGCGCUGCAGGUGUUGCUGCUGUACUGGUGUUAAACACUAGGGUUAGUGGGUUAGUUAUGUGUUUAUAGGGCUCAAGCUGCAUUUUAUUCACUUUUUGCUGCUAUUUCGAGUAGUUUGGGUUUUGAUUGCCACAAAAGAUUAUGAGAUCAUAAAUACACAUAAAUAAAUAAAACAGGUGCGGCAGUUAUCAACCCGAUCAUAUUAAUUAUAUAUUGAUUGAAUAGUUCGCAGCGUAAAGCUCACGCAGGUAUAAAGAUGCUGUUAAGACUACUGGCUGUUGUUCUCGUGAUAUUUCACACGUGGCUGCUAAACUCGGCUAAGUCCGACCCAGUUCAGCGCUAUAAGCGGGGUCUGGCCCAGCGUGCGGACCGGUCCCAGGCUGCUUUGGGACAGGAGCAGUGCGGUUCUAUGAGCCGGAGGCGACUGGCCAGGUCCGCGGCUCAACACCACCAACUAGCGGCUUUGACUGGUCGGUACAGCCGGCUGUCGGAGCUUCAUUACAGGAUAGCAAGGUCCUCCUGCUCGGGAGGAUGCAACCUGGACGGGAUGCAUGAUGGACCUUCAUGGGAGAGCCAAAAAGGGUUGCAAAAAAGACCCUAUAAAUCAGAUCAUAAAGCUGAUGGAUGGAUGAUGGGUGCAUGGAGAUCCCGCUUGAAACGCAAAAGGAAUAAAAGUCCGGACUCUGCUGACCCCAACUCUUCUACCACUAAAUCUUACACCGUGUCCAGAGGACUGAGCAGAGUUUGGAAUGGUAAAACAUUAGACAGUAGAGUUCACAGGUUGUCCCAACUGAGGGAAGCAAGAGGCGUUGGAGUGGACAGCUUCCCUUCAGCGAAAAGAGUUCCUCGAAGUCCAGCAGAAAUCCACAGUGACUCAAAGGUGCAUCCAGGUGACCCUGAGUUGGAGAAUGAUGUUCGCAGCUCUGAGGGGGGCUCGGACUACUCAGGCGAACAGGAGGGCCAAGCUGGUCAAGGAGCAGCAGAGCGAUGGGGGGCAGUGGUCCAGGACCUUCCUCUUAAGUGGAUGACAGCCCUCUACUUCAGCGGCCAAAAGGAGCAGCUGAGGGUGAACCCCGUGGCCGACGUGGAGCUCCCACGCUCCAGGUUCACCUUGGAGCUGUGGGUCAAGCUAGAAGGAGGUCAGAACAAUCCGGCCAUCAUAGCAGGUGUGUUUGACAACUGCUCCCACGCCCACAACGAGAGAGGGUGGUCUGUCGGGGUCAGGACGCUGAAACCCGGCGGCAGAAAAGACGCCAGGUUCUUCUUCACCCUCCGCACAGACCGCGCCCUCAAAUCCACCACGCUCGUCGGGCACCAGCACUACCAACCCAGCGUCUGGACUCACGUGGUGGCCUGGUACGAUGGCCACCGGAUGGCGCUGUUUAUAGAUGGCUCAAAGGUUGCCGAGAGCAGACAGCAGUCUGGGGACAUUUACAGCCCCUUUAUAAAGAGUUGCCGCAUGCUCCUUCUGGGAGGGGACCAGUCCAGCACAGGCCAUGGGUUUAGAGGAUAUCUAGGUGGUGUAGUUCUGUGGAAUCAUGCCCACCCUCAGGACCUGCUGUCGAAGCUCUUCAAGAGCUUCACCAAACACUCUUUUGAGCAUGAGCCCCCCCUCCUGGUCCUGUGGGCCGACUUCUCUGAGGUGGAGCAGCAAUGGAUGCCGUACAAAUCUCGCCACCAUCCAACCGUCGUGGCCUUGCCGGCACCGGAACAGGCGCUGGUGUCACCGUUCCUGCCUCCACCAUGUGGGGUGACUAUCUGUGACAAUCCCGAUGUCAUCUUAAGCUACAGCCAACACUGGCAGCUGCGUGCCAGCAAGCGACUGCGCUACCGCGUGGUGAACGUCUGCGCCGAUGACGGCAGCCGCCCCACCGUCUCGCAGCAGCAGAUCCAGCAGCAGCACCAGGCUCUGGAGGAGGCAUUCCGGCCGUACAACCUGACGCUGGAGCUCAGCGUGCUCAACGUACGCAACUCCUCGCUGCAGGGACGCUUCAUUCUCAGUAACUGCCACGUCGCCAAGGUGGGCAACAGGCACUGCGACCGUGAGUGCGACCACCCGCUGACUGGACAUGACGGCGGGGACUGCCUGCGUCUAGGAACCUGCUACAACUGGAUGAGGGGCGACGGCGUCUGCAACCCGGAGUGCAAUGGUAUCCAUUACGACUACGACGAUGGAGACUGUUGCGAUCCACAGAUCACCGACGUGGCGAGGACCUGCUUUGACCCGGAAUCUCCUGAAAGGGCUUAUCUUAGUGUGAAGGAACUGAAGGAACUGCUUCACCUGAGCAGCUCCGACACGCUCAACGUCUUCUUCGCCAACAAUUCUGCAUGGGAAGAUCUCGCCGGCGCUGCCACCUGGCCCUGGGCCAAAGAGGCUCUCACACAUCAAGGUGGAAUGAUCCUGAACCCUUCCUAUUUCGGAACUGUUGGACACAACACCAUGAUCCAUGAGAUGGGUCACAUCUUCGGGCUGUACCAUGUGUUUAAGGGGGUGAGUGAGAGGGAAUCGUGUGAUGAUCCUUGCAGGGAAACUACAGCAUCUAUGGAAACUGGAGAUCUGUGCGCCGACACGGAGCCGUCCCCAAAAUCUAAAGUCUGCAGAGACCCCGACCCCGUCAACGAUACCUGCGGACUCACCCAGUACCACAACACACCCUACACCAACUACAUGAGCUACACAGAUGAUAACUGCACCAAUCAGUUCACUCCACACCAGGUAGCUCGGAUGCACUGCUACAUCGACCUCACCUACAGCAACUGGGUUCAGAGCAAGAAACCCACCCCCGUUCCACUAGCGCCUAUGAUAAUUGGUCAAUAUGAAGACUCGGUCUCUAUUCAUUGGCUGCAUCCAGUGAGUGGACCUCUUAGACAAAGGGAGGAGGGGGUGAAUUGCCAGUUGUGUGAUGAACAUGGAGUGCUUCACCAGUACGCCUUUGAGGCCACGUCUCCUCAUACCUGCGAUACCAGCGGGUACUGGACUCCAGAGGAAGCAGUGGGUGCUCCAGAUGUGUACCAGGUAUGUGAGCCCAGCAUGCGAACCUGGAGCCCCGAGUUCAGCCUCUAUGAGGCCAAUAUGACCUCCCCCUGUCCCCAGACUGAGGGCUGUGUUCUCCAGCUCUACUUCCAGCACCCAGUGAUCCCAGACACCAUAACCAUCUGGAUCACCUACAUCUCCACCAACAGUCAAGCCAUCUCUAACCUGGAAUUCAUCCUGGAAACGGGCGAGUCUCUUCACGCUGGUCCUCAGCAGGUCUUCUGUGACGUUCCGCUGACUCUGAGGGUGAACACCAACAAGAAGGUGAAAGCCAUCAAAAUGUGCACUUUUGAUAAGAAGCUGGAGAUCGACGCCGCCCUGCUGACGUCUCGACCCCAGAACCCGCUCUGCUCGCGCUGCCGGCCUCUGCUGUACCGCGUCCUGAGAGAACCCGCCAUCAGGGAGGACUGGAGUCCUGUCAUCCUCAAACAGAACACAUACACGGACAGUGAUGUUGGGCGAGGAGAGAGGUAUGAGUACAGGAUUCAGGUGGAGGUGGACGGUGUGCUGAGUGAACUUUCUCCACCGCUGGUCUACACCCACGGAGAGCAUUACUGUGGAGACGGCCAGCAGCAGGGGAACGAGGAAUGUGACGACGGGAAUCUGCUGGAUGGAGACGGCUGCUCCAAAAAAUGCCGCAUUGAGCCGGGCUUCAACUGUGCGGGUCGGCCGAGUCGAUGUUAUAUAUUCGAGGGUGAUGGAGUGUGUGAGGAGUUUGAGAGAGGAUCCAGUGUAAGAGACUGUGGGUUCUUCACCCCUGAGGGUUUCAUUGACCAAUGGGCUUCCAGCGCCACGGCCUCCCAUCAGGACCAGCACUGCUCUGCUCUCGCUGCUACAGGGAUGCCUGAUCUCAGUCAGAUGUGCAGGUCUCAGUACGUAGAGAUGAACGAUGCUCUGAGCCGGGAGGCGUGGGUCCCUUACUCCGCCCACCUCAACCCCCACCCCCACCACGAGCACGGCCAGCCGGCGUGGCUGAGGGUGGAGUUUGAAAGACCUGGAAUAGCAGCUUCAGUCCUCAUUUACCUGGCGUACGACGGGGGAAUGCACGGAGAAAACUGCAGGAAAACAGUCCAUAUACAGCUCUGUGACACCAACGGCCUCAACCACACACUCGGUACCUACGAGCUGUCGUGUCAGCGUAACCCCCUGGUGGUGAACGUCACUCACAACCUGAGUUUACCAUUUUACCAAACGGCCGCGGUUCUGCUGAACUUCUCCACGGUUCACGUGGCGGUGCUGGGGGUUGCCCUGCGUACGUCCUGCCAUUUCAGCGCCUUCGCCCUGACUGGGUGUGUACGCAGACCCUGUACCAUGGACUCGUGCAGUGCUGUGAAGGUGGAUCAUGCGUUUGUUAACUGUACUCCCGACACACACCCCACACACUGCUCUGUUUCCUGCCAUCGAGGAUACACUCUCAGUGUGCUGAGCGGCUCAGGACUUCAGCCUCAGCAGAGAGAGGUGGAUCUGGUGUGUGAGAGCGGUGUUUGGGAUCGGAUGAUCACCUGCCAGCCUGUAGACUGCGGCGUUCCCAACGAGUCCCACGUCUACUUCUCCUCCUUCUCCUGCCCCUGGGGCACGACGUUCGGAAAACAGUGUACCUUUACCUGCAGAGCUCCUGCCAUCCUGCAGGGUGAGAGUGAUACCCUGGCGUGUCUGGAAGACGGGUUGUGGUCGUUUCCUGAAGCUUACUGUAAAAUUGAGUGUCUGGAUCCACCAGUGAUUCCUAAUGCUAAACUGCUGGUGCCGCAGUGUGAGGGCAGCCGGCAUGACGUCGGCACGGUGUGCAGCUACAAGUGCAGCCCCGGCUACUUCGUCACUGGAACACUCAGUAAAAAAAAUAAGAGGAGGAUACUGAGGUUGGAGUGUAUGGAGGGUGGGAGGUGGCAGCAGGGGGGCUGUACCCCGGUCUCGUGCCCGUCUCUGCCCGCUGUGUUUGAGGGCAUGUACUCCUGUACCAACUGGCGGGACUUUAACAGUGUCUGCACCCUGCACUGCCCCAACCCCACAGAGAGGUAUUCGAUUCGCUGCACUCAGGACGGCAGGUGGACUGAGGAUUUCUCUAUGUGUGAGAGGAUAAAGGGGGCGUGUCCGGCUCCUCAGGUGCUGAACUUUGUGGAGUACACCUGUGAUAACGGACUUGGUGUAGGUGCGGUCUGCUACCCAACAUGCAUUGUGGCCCUGAGUGACCCUGUGGUGUUGGCUGAGAACUCUACAGCCGAUACUCUCAAACACUGGGUUGUGCCCACCAGAGUUGAGAGUGUUGUGUGUACAGGAACAAUGAAGUGGCAUCCAAACCCGGAGCAGAUCCACUGCAUACAGUCCUGUGAGCCGUUUGGUGGGGAUGGCUGGUGCGACACCAUCAAUAACAGAGCUUACUGUCAGUACGACGGAGGAGACUGCUGCCCCUCCACUCUCUCCACCAGAAAGGUGAUCCAGUUCGGGGUGGACUGUGAUAAUGACGAGUGUACCUGUCGAGACCCCGAGGCCGAGGAGAACAAGAACCGAGCCGAGCGUCUAGAACCCGGAGCUCCGUGAGACGACAAACUUCAGCACUGCCUCCUGGAGAAACAUCUCAGAAAAGAAGAAGAAGAAGAAUCUGCAGAACCCAAAACAGCAGCAGCAGCAGCAGCUCCACACCUCCUUCCAAUCUAUAAUCUAUAAAAUAUCCACUAAUAUAUUUUGAGAAGUUCUAACAUAGCAGUAGAUACGUGUAGAUAUGACAUAUUUGAUCAAUAUAUCUUAAAAUCAUUUAUAUUAAAAACAUAGGAACCAAGAAAACGGACAAUAAAUCUUUCAUAUAUUUAUAUAUAGUUUUAUAAAAAUGCUGUUCUGACUGAUCCUGUAGUUUAGAUUAGCUCCACAUAUCCUCCUCUGUUAAUAAUCAAUAACGUCUUCAGCAGCACAGGCCUAUAUAUCAGUGUAUAUAUCACAAUAUAUGCAUGAAUACCAAUACAGAUACGCAAAUACAUACACCUGAAAUAUACAGUCUGCUAUAACUCUCUACUGUUGUGUCCCUCAGUGUGUGGUUUUACUGAUAUAUUAUCAAUAAAGUGAACACAAGAAAAAAAC
Molecule: messenger RNA, 7417 nt
Organism: Astyanax mexicanus (Mexican tetra)
Lineage: Eukaryota; Metazoa; Chordata; Actinopteri; Characiformes; Acestrorhamphidae
Gene: pappa2
Product: pappalysin 2
Exons: 23
Coding region: 1571-6883 (1770 amino acids)
Molecular function (GO): metallopeptidase activity
Source: RefSeq, a predicted model, not a curated record